Molecule: messenger RNA, 5060 nt
Organism: Syngnathus acus (greater pipefish)
Lineage: Eukaryota; Metazoa; Chordata; Actinopteri; Syngnathiformes; Syngnathidae
Gene: garnl3
Product: GTPase activating Rap/RanGAP domain like 3
Exons: 31
Coding region: 352-3459 (1035 amino acids)
Biological process (GO): regulation of small GTPase mediated signal transduction; activation of GTPase activity
Cellular component (GO): cytoplasm
Molecular function (GO): GTPase activator activity
Source: RefSeq, a predicted model, not a curated record
CAGAGCCAGCAGCCGAAAAGUGUCGCGUUCACACACACAUGCAAGGGGGUCAGAGGGAGGGCGGCAUGCGGCACUGAACGCACUCUCCUCUCCUCGGGCGCUGCGGAGCCACCAAUUCGCAGAGUGGCUUUUUUUUUUUUUUUCCCCCGUUUUGGAUCAGCCAGUGUCGGCGGGCGGGCGCCGCAGUGUGCACAGAUGAUGAGGAUGAGGAUGCUGCUCGCUUAGCAGGGCGCCGGAGAACAACAAGAAGAAGCAAUACCAGGAGAGGACGAGUUUGCAUGGAGGAGUAGGGGGGCUCGUUUUUUUCUUCUUUUUUUAUUCCCCCUUUUCCACCAGUCUGUUGGAGUAGACAUGAACAGCGUGGAUCCAGCAUCCAGUAAACUGUUGACUUUCAAUCAGCGCUCAGCCUCGGAGGACUUGGGGUGCCGGCGUGGAGACUUCAGCAGGAAGCACUACGGCUCUGUGGAGCUGCUGAUAUCCAGCGACGCAGACGGGGCCAUUCAGAGGGCGGGGCGCUUCCGCGUGGAGAAUGGCUCCACCGAUGAGCAGAAUUUGGACUACGCUCCCGGUACCUGGAGGAGAACCGACGUGCACUUGGAAAAUCCCGAGUACCACACCAGAUGGUUCUUUAAAUACUUCCUGGGGAAAGUGCACCAAAACUACGUGGGCACGGAUGCGGAGAAGAACCCCUUCUACCUGUCGGUGGUCCUGUCCGACCAGAACAACCAGCGGGUUCCGCAGUACCGAGCCAUCCUCUGGAGGAAAACGGGCACCCUGAAGAUCAGCCUCCCUUACAGCCCCACCAAAACACUAUCGGUCAAGUCCAUCCUCAGCGCCAUGAACAUGGACAGGUUUGAGAAAGGCCCGCGGGAGAUCCUCAACCCCGACAUUCAGAAGGAUCUGCUCGUGUUGGAGGAGCAGGAGGGCUCCGUCAACUUUAAAUUCGGCGUCCUGUUUGCUAAAGACGGACAGCUCACGGACGACGAGAUGUUCAGCAAUGAAAUGGGCAGCGAGAGCUUCGAUAAGUUCCUCAAGCUCCUCGGCGACAGCAUAACCUUGCAGGGUUGGGCCGGCUAUCGGGGAGGCCUGGACACCAAGAACGACACUACGGGGAUCAAGUCCAUCUACACGGUGUAUCAGGGCCACGAGCUCAUGUUCCACGUGUCCACUAUGUUGCCCUACUCCAAAGAGAACAAACAACAGGUGGAGCGCAAGCGCCACAUCGGAAACGACAUAGUGACCAUCGUGUUCCAGGAGGGCGACGAGGCGUCGUCGUCCUUCAAGCCGUCCAUGAUCCGCUCGCACUUCACCCAUAUUUUUGCGUUAGUUCGCUAUAAUUGCCAGACUGACAGUUACAGGUUGAAGAUUUUUUCCGAGGAGAGCGUCCCGCUGUUUGGACCGCCUCUGCCGUCGCCGCCGGUCUUUACGGAUCACCACGAAUUCAGGGACUUUUUAUUAGUCAAACUAAUCAACGGAGAGAAAGCCACACUGGAGACGCCGACGUUUGCCCAGAAGCGUCAGCGGACCUUGGACAUGUUGAUCCGCUCGCUCUACCAGGACCUCAUGCCCGACCUGCACAAGGUCCCUUUCUCCCCGCAGAACAUGCUGAACCGCCGCUCCUUCAGCGACGUGCUGCCCGAGUCGCCCAAGUCGGCGCGCAAGAAGGAGGAGGCGCGCCAGGCUGAGUUUGUCAGGAUCGGCCAGGCUCUCAAGCUAAAGACCAUCGUGAGAGGCGACGCCCCCACCAGCCUGGUCACCACCGGCUUGUGCAGAAAAGAGCCGUGGGAGUCGCAGUCGUUCUGCAGCGCGUUCCCUCACGAGGUGGUGUGCGCCGACUCGUGGGGCCAGUCGCUGCUGGUGGCCACCGACACGGCGGGGGUCCUACUGCUGGACGGCCCUGAUCUGCCUUCAUCCAGCACCGAGGCUCAGGCUCUCCCGGCGGCGGCGGCGCAGGUGUUUGACAAGACGCUGGCGGUGAAGCAGAUGCACAUACUUGAGCCUCAGGACCUGCUCAUCACCAGAGCAGACAAAGGGAAGGACGCUCGACUGUACGUCUUCCGUCUGAGCACGCUCAGGAGAGGCCUGGAGGAGCGCCAACAGGCCCGGGGCAAGUGCGAUAGCCGGGAGAAUAAACUGGAGAAAACCAAAGGUUGCCAUUUGUACUCCAUCAACACACACCACGGCUCAGAGCUGAGGAUCGUGGCGGCCAUCCGGAACAAGCUGCUCCUCAUCACCCGCAAACGCUUCGAAGGCUUCAGCGCCGUGGGCGGGGUCGACUCGCCGGUGGAGGAGUUUCAGUACAUUCGGGAGAUCUGCCUGUGCGACCCGCCCGCCGUGAUGGCGCUGGUGGACGGGCCGACGGGCGAGAACGACAACAUGAUCUGCGUGGGCUACAAGCAUCAGUUUGACCUGAUCAACGAGAGCACGGGCGACGCCUACCGGCUGCACCACGUCGACGCCAACAGGGUCAAUUUUGUGGCAGCUAUCGACGUGUACGAGGAUGGCGAGGCCGGGCUGCUCUUGUGUUACAAUUAUAUUUGCUCGUACAAGAAAGUGUGUCCGUUCAACGGCUCCACGCCCAUGAUCCAGUCCAACGCCUCCGACUUCCAAUUCAGCUGGAACCAGAUGCCCAACGCUAUUGUGUGCGCCUUCCCAUACAUCCUGGCUUUCACCACCGACUCCAUCGAGAUCCGCCUGGUGGUCAACGGCAACCUGGUGUACACGGCGGUGGUCCCGGAGCUGCAGCUGGCCUCUUCGCGGUCGGACAUCUACUUUGUGUCUUCGGCUCCGGUGAGCUCGGCCUCCAACUGCAGUUCCAGGGACGCCAGCUCGCAGAGUUCCCCGCAGACGCCCACCGGCUACGAGAUGCCCGUUUUCCCCUCGCCCCUCGGGGACGAUUCCAUACGAAUCCCCUACGGUACCAAGCUUUCGCUUUACACGUCGAAGGACGCUGAAGGCGAGUCGGCGUGUAAGCACAUCUUCAAGAUCCCCCUGUGCAACCUGGUGGGCCGAAGCGUGGAGAGGCCGCUCAAAUCGCCGCUGGUCAACAAGGUGCUGACGGCGCCGCCCGCCGCUCCCGUCCCGGUGGCGUGCGCCGGCCCCCUCGUCUCGGCCACGCACUCGCUCUCCCUGUCCCGCAUGGAAAUCAAGGAGAUAGCUAGCCGCACGCGCAAGGAGCUGCUGGGUCUCACAGAAGAACCGAGCAGUAAAUCAGACGGCGGCGUGUCCAAAGCGAGGAAAGCCAGCAAAAAGAACGUGGCGGCGGAGGAGCCCAGAGAGCGAGCGCUAAUGUCCACCAACAGCGACAGAUUGGACUCGGAGGCAGGCGACGCCGACUUGGACGCGGCGUCUAUUUUGGAGGCGGAGCCAGAAACAUCGGUGCUCGGGGCCGAAAGUCCUCCGCCCCUGGCCGGCGCCUUCGCCGCGUCCUUCGAGGAAGACGUCCUGGACCUCAAGUGACGACAAUCCCCUUGUGCACUUCUCUCACUCGUGUACCUUUUGACACUGCUCACAAAAAAAUGGGAUUUUGGGCUGACAUUUCAAGACAUAUAGAAAAAAUAUACAUAUAGAGGGAGAGAGUGUGUGCGUGCGUGUUACGGUGUAAUUGUAAGACCCCGAAACAUUCAACAACCAGAUAAACGCUUUGAAAAGGUCACCAGUGAAACUCGUGUAUUGAUCCUGAAAUUUCCCCCAAAAGCUCAAUAAUCCAAAUUUUCUGUGAGUAGUAGACUAUUGUGUUUUUUUUUUGUUGUUGUUGUUGCUGAUUUCUUUUUUUCAUGCAAAUUUAUUUCAUUUUUUUAUUUGAUGUUAUUUUUGUCUCCCCUCGUUCAAGAUGGCCACCGCGUCCGACGGAUGUGUCAGUGUGCGAGUGUUCGUAAUCAAUACCCAAAGAGUGGCGACCGGUGUCAGGUUCAACCCCAAUUAGAUAAUUUAAGUGUGGUAUCACGAGAUGUGCUGAUUAUAUUUUGGAAAAAAUGUCGCUUGUAGAAGUCUGUUUGUACACAAAGUGGCGCCAUGAAGCGUAUUUCUAGAUGUAUUCUAUCAAAACAAAUCUAUUUUAUUCUCUUAUUUAGUAAGAAGAGCAGAAAUGGUCUCUUCUCUGGCUAAUUGCCCUUUCACAGGUUGAAAGGAGGGCUGGAGGACUUUCCUUCCCCAAAGUGCCAUUUCCCAGCAGCCAGCGCCAGUGGAAUCUGCGUCACCUCCUUCAGGGCUUGGCGCUAGCAGCCAUGAUUGUAGUCCUUUUCCAGGUAACCAGAGUACAAAUUCAUUACAAGAAAUGCGCACCAGAGUUUUUUUUGUUUUUGCCCAACAUCUCCGAAGCAAAUGGAAACAAAAUUGGUACCAAUUCUAACUGAAUAUUGUAAAAGAUCAUUUUGAAACGAACCGCGAUAUAGCAACGGGGGGGGGUUGGCUGUAUUUAUCAAAUGAGCACUUUGUUCCAAAUGCACCCUUUUGAAAGAGCUCGCUCAGCAUCACAAUCUGAAGUCCAAUCAAUCCAGCUUUUGAAGGGCCAGUCCCCGCAGCAGCCUUCAUAGAACUUUGCAUGACCUCGUCACUUCCUCAAACCAGGAAACGUUAACACACACACACACACGCACGCAAAAUGUUACGCAAUGUUUACAAAGGUCCUCCACUCAUGUUUAUUAUGACGGCCGGGUUCCCGUCUUAUUGCUUCUUUGUUUUCCUUUGUCUACCUCCCUUUGGCUCUUUAGUUUUUGUUGUUGUUGUUGUUGUUGGAUUGUUGCUGAACCUCUUUGUGCUAUCCAAUGAAACAAAACACGCACACACACACGUGGAAAAAAACCAACACCAAGUGUCUUAAAAAUAUUGUACCGCCAUUGUUUUUAAUGCCAAGUACUACUUGUAAAUGUUUGUGUAUCAAAUGUGGCCUCAAAUUAUGAAGCAGAGCUUAUUAUGACGAUGAUGAUGACGACUAUUAUUAUUAUUGUUGUUAUGAUGAUGAUUAUUGGAGCAGUUAUUUGAAACAAGUGCUGUAGACCACCGCUGUGAAAGUAAGUCUUUCUGUUUAUUGAUAUGUCAUAAAUAUUUAUGAAAUUUCA